GUAAGAUGAUUGCUGAUGAGAAAACCGGUCAAGGCUCGAACAAUUUCUCCACUAAUCUGCUCGCUUUUUACAUGGAUUCAAUCGCCACCUGUUUUUCUGAUGAGGCAGACAAACUUUGCAUCUCCAUCGCUCUCAGCUCUCUGUCUGCGUUGCUUUUACUUUUGUCGUGCCUUGUGCUCGUGCAUCAGAAGUGCAAAUGUGGUGGAGAAAAUCCGAGAGAAACCGUCAUUUUCUUCUACUGCUUCCUCGGUAACCUGUGCAGCACUGUUGGAGCCAUUCUGUCUAGACAGCUUUAUAUUCAGAUUUUAAUGGGUGCUCUUGCUGCUACAGUGGAUGCUGUCAAUGUUGUGUCUUGCUAUUUCACAGUGUUCCUCUGCUGGAAUUCAAAGAGAGGAAGGAGGCUGAGGAUGAUGCAGAGACGGAGGAGACAGCACUUCCUUGCGGUGUGCAUAUUGAUGGUGGUUGCAGGAGGCUUUCUGAAGUCCAGGGUUAGCCACCACUCGGCAGAUAGGCCUCUCAGUGGGAGGAAACUUCUGAAUGUCACCCUUCAAGACAACAGUGAAAUCCUUGGUUACAUACUGGGCUUGAUCUCUUUUGUCAUUGCCUGUACCUCCAGAUUCCCUGCAGUCGGCAGAGCCUACAGAGGACAAAUGUUGACCCAGGCCUACAUGUUCUCAGGACUGCUGUGCUCGCUGGCUGGUGCCCUCUACACUGCUGCCAUACUCCUCUGCGACACUCAGCUUGAGUUUCUUCUGAGAGUCAUGCCAUGGCUGCUGUCAGCAAUAUGCUGUGUUAUUCUGGAUCUUCUUGUAUCCUUGAACAGCACAAUUCUAGUCCUCCACUGGAGCAAGAGAGGAACCAGGCAGCACCUUAUGAGGUUUUCUCCAGACACAGAGAGCCUAUUGGGUGGCUCAGGCAUUCUCACUGAGGAGAAAGGUGUUGUGAAGAAACACAGAAAACAAAAAGUUAAGUCAGCAGAAACAAAAAAGAUGACUGAAAUGGGCCAUUACAUGGAUGUCAGUACUCACCCUGCAAGAAAAAUAUGUCUAAAAGAGGUGACAUUGUCCAAGGAGGAGGCGGAGGACCAGCCUCUCAACAGGACAGUGCGAGUGAUCAGAGUAGAUAGUUUCUGUUUUUCAGAUACAUCCUGUGACUCUUCACUAGUCAGUUCUGAUCUGGAGUGGGAUUUUGAAGAGGCAAAUGGCCAGUGGAGAGAACCAACAACAAAACAACAGCAAGGGGAUGAGUUCCCCCUCCAAGAGUGGCCAGCAAACCCCGGACCCUUUAACAUCUGCACCUGUGCCAUGUCUGGACUCUCACAGAAAACUGUCUGGUAAAGAAGAGGGGAAGUAUGUCUCUGCUGUAAGUCUGGCUAAAUGACAAAGAACUGUCAUUUUCAGUUAGUAAUGUGUUAGAUACAUUGUACACAACUGGUGCUUUAAUUUGAGAUGUAAUAAAAUCUGCAAACACUGACCU
Molecule: messenger RNA, 1476 nt
Organism: Seriola dumerili (greater amberjack)
Lineage: Eukaryota; Metazoa; Chordata; Actinopteri; Carangiformes; Carangidae
Gene: tmem44
Product: transmembrane protein 44
Exons: 10
Coding region: 6-1337 (443 amino acids)
Source: RefSeq, a predicted model, not a curated record